Blastomyces dermatitidis ER-3 is the source of this 3815-nucleotide messenger RNA. Its product is annotated as eukaryotic peptide chain release factor GTP-binding subunit. The transcript has 2 exons. Bases 167 to 2320 code for a protein of 717 amino acids. Gene Ontology annotation, cellular component: translation release factor complex. The record is from RefSeq and is a predicted model, not a curated record. Gene Ontology annotation, molecular function: GTPase activity; GTP binding; translation release factor activity. Gene Ontology annotation, biological process: nuclear-transcribed mRNA catabolic process, deadenylation-dependent decay; translation; translational termination. Lineage: Eukaryota; Fungi; Ascomycota; Eurotiomycetes; Onygenales; Ajellomycetaceae.
UGUGCCUAAAAUUCAACCUCCCCCUCAGUGACUCUGCACAACUCCAGUACCACCUGUCGCCGUCCCCAAUUCUGUCGACAUUGGGAUAUAUAGAGGCAUACUAUAGUAUUUAUAUUGUGCUUUCCUUCGUUAUAGAGAUCAGACCUCGUGCUCUCGUCCAGCCACCAUGUCGAACAAACCGCUGGACUCGUGGGAAGAUGACCCCGCUGCCCAAGACGACAACCUAUCUCGACAGGCCCAACAGAGUCUAAACUUGAAUAAUCAACAGCAGCAGUCAUCCUUCCGUCCUGGAGCUUCGUCAUUCCAGCCAAGUGCUGCCGCGUUCCAACCAGGCCAACAGUACCAGCAAUACGGAUACCAACAAUAUGGCCAGGGCUUACCGCAACAAGGGUAUGGGGCCUAUCAGCAACAGCCGUACGGUCAGUAUAACCAAGGUUAUGGCCAGGCCUAUGGUCAGCAAUAUGGAGGCUACAAUCAAAAUUCUGGAGGGCCUCAGCAAGCCCAACAGCAGCAACAAUGGCGUCCACAGUCUGUUGCUGAACGUCCUCAAGCUGGUGCUCCUGUCGCCGCGAAACAAACUCCUGCAGCGUCGAAACCGGCAACUACUACUCCUGCCUCUCAGCCGCCAAAGGCCAAGGUCCUGUCGAUCGGUGGCGACGCUAUGAAAUCCAAAACUCCAAAUCCAUCCGCAGCCGCCACACCCACUCCACCUUCUUCGGAUACUCCAGCCAGCGGUUUACGGAAUGCAAAUGGGCCAGCUGCAGCUACGGCCGCGUCGAAGGUUACCGCCGCGAAAGCUAUUGAAAAAACAGAGAAGAAGUCCGCUGGUAGCGGCAAGACUUCACCUACACCUUCUUCCGGACGGUCUUCUCCUUCACGGGCUGCUGAGGCCAGGGCUGCAAUUCGCGACGCAGACGCGGUCGUCAAAGAACAGGCAGCCGAUGUCGAUGAAUCUACACUCAGAGAAAUUUAUGGUGACAAACGCGAACAUGUCAACUUGAUUUUCAUUGGUCACGUUGACGCAGGCAAAUCAACUUUGGGUGGAAGCAUCUUGUAUGCAACUGGUAUGGUGGAUGAACGGACAAUGGAUAAAUACAAAAGGGAGGCCAAAGACGCCGGACGUGAGACGUGGUACCUUUCAUGGGCUCUGGACUUGACAAAUGAAGAAAGAUCCAAGGGAAAAACUGUGGAGGUUGGACGGGCUUUCUUCAAGACCUCAGGCAAUACUCCUGAUGGCCCGGUGGAGCGCCAUUAUACUAUUCUGGAUGCUCCUGGUCAUAAAUCCUUCGUCCCUAACAUGAUUGGUGGUGCAUCCCAGGCAGAUGUUGGCAUCCUUGUGAUCUCUGCAAGAAAGGGUGAAUACGAAACCGGUUUCGAGCGAGGUGGUCAGACCCGCGAGCACGCACUAUUGGCUCGAAACUCCGGUGUGAAAAAGUUGAUUGUUGCCGUCAACAAAAUGGAUGACCCAACUGUUGAAUGGAGUAAAGCACGAUACGAUGAAUGUACAACGAAGAUUGGCAAGUUCCUUCAAGCCAUGGGCUAUACCAAAUCAGAUCUCCACUUCAUGCCCAUCUCUGCGCAGAAGACUAUUGGUAUUGACAAGCCCGUCCCCAAGGAGCUUGCGCCUUGGUUCGAAGGCCGUGGCCUGCUCGACUUCCUCCACAACAUGAAAAUGCCCGAGCGUAAAAUAAACGCGCCCUUGAUGAUGCCCAUCAGCGCAAAGUACCGGGAUAUGGGUACGGUUGUUGAAGGGCGAAUUGAGUCUGGUGUAAUAAAGAAAGGCACCACCUACAUGAUGAUGCCCAACCACGAGGAGGUCACGGUUACUGCGUUGUACGGUGAAACGGAAGACGAGCUUCCUAUGGCGACUUGCGGCGAUCAAGUCCGUGUUCGGCUUCGGGGUGUUGAAGAAGAAGAUGUUAUGCCAGGCUUUGUUUUGUGCUCUGCCAAAAGACCAAUCCACUGUGUUUCUGCUUUCGAGGCCAAAAUUAGAAUUCUGGAUCUUAAGAGCAUUCUCACGGCUGGCUUCAACUGCGUCCUCCAUGUCCACGCUGCUAUCGAAGAAGUGACUUUCGCUGCCCUGCUGCACAAACUUGAGAAGGAUACAGGCAGGAAGAGCAAGAAGCCACCGGCAUUCGCCAGCAAAGGCCAAACAAUCAUUGCUCGAAUAGAGACUAUUGGAGGGGCUGGAGCUGUUUGCGUUGAAAGAUUUGAGGACUAUAACCAGCUCGGUCGGUUCACGCUUCGUGAUCAGGGACAAACUAUUGCCAUUGGCAUGAUUACCAAGCUGAUCACAAACGAGCCAUCAUCAGCAGCGUAAAGUAGAUUCACGUUUCAAAAGGGAUAGCUAUUUUGUUUUUUCCUUUCGUUGGUUUUUUGGUCGGGAGGUUCCACCAGCGGACAGCUGAGGAAAGAGAUGGGCGAUUUUCAUGAGUGGGAAAUGCAUUGAAUGUGGUGGCACGGCACUGGAAUAAUGCAUUUGAUACCAUGACAUGACCAACUUCUAGACUAUUUUACGAUUUCCUUUUGUCAACCUUGUUCUUUAUAUAGGUUAUCUUUAACAUAAAAAAAAUGGGGCCAGUGAAAUACGGAUACAAAAUGAUUUAUCACAGGGGCAGCUCGCUAAUCGCGCACUUUCUCAAAGUCAUCAGUCAUGGCUUGCAUUUCUAUUUCGUAACUAUCCAUGUAAAACUUUUCCUGAAGUAUUGAACAAACAACAAAUGAACACUAUAAACGCCCUCGAUGCUAACCGCAAUUCCCAGGUAAUCUAGCAGGGAAGAUAUGUGAAUCAUAAAGACCAGAGACAUAUAUGCCAGAGAAAUAAAAGGGGGGAAUCCAUCAUCGCCUUCUCUUCGAAACGACUUUUGUAAACCCAUCCUCAUCAACCAAAGGCUCGGGCAAGAACUUUCCUCGCUCCCAUUGCCCGUCUAUUCCCCUCCUCGUUUCCUUCGGGGCCUCAUAUCUGGGUGUUUCAAUGUUCGGGGUGUCAUUAUUUGAUGGCGCGACUGGCACCUGCGCAUCCUCCAUCUCAACAUCAUCCGCCCAGUCCCCAACUCCACUCUCGUCGUCAUCUUCAUCCUCGUCCUCAUCCUCAUGCCCAUUAACCUCCACCUUCGUAAAAGUUCCAGCACUAGCACCAGCGGCACCCCCCUUCGCCUUCCACUCGUCCCACAUCCUUGUCACCCCUGUAAAGUCCCCCUUCUGCGUUUCCGUUCUGAUCUCCAUGAUCCUGCGUCCAAUAUCGCCCGCACUCUCAUCGUCAACGACGACAUCAAACUCGUCGUUCAUCACUUGUAUCAGGACAUCCUCAAUAUCUUCCGCGUCGGUCUCCGGCCGGUCAACGAAGAGUUGUGAGAUAGCACCGCAGAGCCAGUCGCGUUUGUCGCUGGAAGAGGGUCCGCCCCAGGCGCUUUGCACAGCGAGGUUGAGCGCUGGCCAGGAAUUGAGGAUUAGGGUAAUGCCUAGAUCGAAUUGGGCGGCGGGGUCUAUAUUCCCGGCUUGUUCUUGUUUCUUCUCGAGUGGCUGUUGUGUGGAGGGGUUUGCAGCCAUGGUUAUUAGUGGAUUUGGUUGAUGUUGGAUAUGGAAAUUAUUGACGGAACGUCUUUUUUCUUCUUGAGCUAAAAUAUUAAAAUGAGCCUUAUUGAGAAGAUAAUGGUUUCUUGUUGCUUUAGAUGUGAUUAAAGAGAAUGUGUGUAAUUUCGUUUUGGUAGAUGGUGCUGAAGUACUUGCGGAGUUUGGAAAAAAUAUUUUGCUCUGGAAAUUUAACUUUCUGGUGUUGCUGCCAAGACCGCUUAUUUAUCAUACAUAGUGGAGCA